GGCCUGCUGUUGAAGAAAUGGUAUAUUCAACCAUGCCUGCUCCUACUCUGAAUAACAUUGCCCUGACUGCCGCAGUUGUGGGCGGAGCAGUGGGUGUUGCAGCCUACUUCUGGCUCAGACGCAGAGCCACAGCUGCCGGCCACUUUGUGCCCGUGGGCCACUUGGCCAACAUUUCGAUUCAUCCAAUCAAGUCCCUUGCUGGAGUAGAUGUGUCUUACGCAGACUGCACAGUGGCUGGACCAGCCUACAAAGGGCUGAAGGACAGGCAAAUUCUCGUUGUCAAGGGCGACUCCUUUGUCUCUAUGCGCGAAGAACCCCGCCUUGGCAUGAUUAGAGUUGCCUUCGACGAGGCCAAGCUGGCACUGACACUGACGGCUGAUGGCUAUCCGCCACUAACCGUGGAUGCCUGUGAUCCUGAAGAGCAGAGAAAACCUUCGUUCACCGUCAAGGUACGAAUGUUCAGUUAUAAAGGCACUGAAGUGUCUCAAGAAGCCACAGAUUGGUUUAGGAACUACCUCAAGCAUGACGAUGCUCGUCUGGUGAGGAUCAUUCUUGAUCGAGCGACCAUCAUCCGAGGGAAGAAUGGUGCUGCGCCGGUGGCCUUCCAAGAUGAAUCGGCAUUUAACGUCCUCUCAAAGGCAUCCCUCGAUGGGCUGUUGUCAAAGCUGCCUGCAGGUAGUAACAUUCAACGGCGAAAUUUUCGGCCCACGCUCUUUAUAGACGGCUGUGAUGCCCACUCAGAGGACCACUGGCGACGCUUCAAGAUCUCAGACGCAGAAAUGGCAUUCUUAAACCGCACAACAAGAUGUAUCUUGACGACCGUAGAUCAAGACAGAGGCAUUAGGACUGACAAAGAGCCUCUUGUGACACUGCGCAAGUACAGAAUUGACAGAUCCGAAGAAGGAGUAAAGAAGUACCAAUUGCAGCCCCUCCUUGGCGUAGGCACAUUCCACGUCAGAGAUGGAAGAAUCACAGUCGGAGAUAAAGUCUACGCUCUACUGUCCCCGAAACCUCUACUCUGAGCAGUAAUUUCGGUCGCAA
Molecule: messenger RNA, 1041 nt
Organism: Rhipicephalus sanguineus (brown dog tick)
Lineage: Eukaryota; Metazoa; Arthropoda; Arachnida; Ixodida; Ixodidae
Product: mitochondrial amidoxime-reducing component 1
Exons: 7
Coding region: 18-1022 (334 amino acids)
Molecular function (GO): pyridoxal phosphate binding; molybdenum ion binding; catalytic activity
Source: RefSeq, a predicted model, not a curated record